AUGAAAAUCAGCGAGCUCUAUGUAUACCCCAUCAAAUCCCUACGGCCGACAAAGGUCACCGAGGGCGAACUCACACGCCUAGGUCUCCGCUAUGACCGGCGCUUCAUGCUGCUAAAGGUCAUACCAGGCGAAAAUGGCGAGGCGCCAACGCUGGAGAAUAUGCAUAUCCCUGAGUUUCCUGAAAUGGGACUCUUCCAGACGGCGAUUGAGUCACCCAAGAGCGAAAAUGAAACUGGAAAAUUGCUUGUGACAUAUAAUCCACCCUCGUCAAGUGAUAGCAAUAAUGUCGCCAAAGCCGAGGCUGAAACUCCCAGCGAAACCCCCAAAGCACGACACCUCGAGCUCCCACUCGAGCCAGAAACGAAGACUCUCAAACCUUUCACGGUGAUGAUGCACCAGAGCCCGACUACAGGCUAUGAUAUGGGUCCGAGCUACAAUGAGUGGUUCAGCACGUGUUUCGGGUACCCCGUUGUGCUGGCGUAUCUUGGGAAUAACACGCGGGGCGUACUGGGUACUUUGGCCCCGGCCAAGCGCAACAAAGAGUCGUGGUGGAGUAUCUGGAAGCAGGAGCUCGUGCUACCCAGUAAUGGGCAUGGUAACAAGAUACUUGAUCAGUGGCUAGUACCCUUUUCUCUGGGGUAUUUAGUUCUCAACGCCGUGAGUUGGUGCCAUACACGGAUUGAAGCUGGCACUGCCCCCGCUGCGGCUAUCGGGGUCGCAGCUCUGGGGCUGGCUUGCCUGUGGACAGCGGUCAAUUUGUUCGUGAUGAGACGACAUGAGGCGAGGAUUGGAUUUGCGGAUUGUGCGCCUUUCCUGGUUAUUUCGCAGACGUCGGUGGAGAACGUUUCGGAACGGCUGGCUGGGGAUGAAGAGGUUGAUUUGACCAAGUUCCGGCCGAAUAUUGUUAUUUCUGGAGCAGAAGAGGCGUUCGAGGAAGACCUUUGGGCGGAACUGGAGGUUGGAAAGAGCAUUAGCGCUGGUGGAGGAGAUUCAAGAGUGAGGCUUUUGUUGACGGGGAAUUGUGUGCGAUGUCAGAGUUUGAAUGUGGAUUUUGCGACUGGGAAGAUGGGGACUGGGGAGAGUGGGAGCGUGUUGAAGAAACUUAUGACAGAUCGGAGGGUGGAUCGGGGGGCGAAGUAUAGUCCGGUGUUUGGACGGUAUUCGUUUCUGGGGAGGGAGAGCGUUGGAGAAAGCAUCAAGGUUGGUGAUGAGGUGAAGGUUUUGAGGAGAGCGGAGGAGUAUACUGUUACUGAUUGGCCGGGGUUGACGAACUAA
Messenger RNA from Penicillium daleae, 1275 nucleotides. Its product is annotated as MOSC domain protein. Bases 1 to 1275 code for a protein of 424 amino acids. Lineage: Eukaryota; Fungi; Ascomycota; Eurotiomycetes; Eurotiales; Aspergillaceae. The transcript has 3 exons. The record is from RefSeq and is a predicted model, not a curated record. Gene Ontology annotation, molecular function: pyridoxal phosphate binding; molybdenum ion binding; catalytic activity.